Molecule: messenger RNA, 1146 nt
Organism: Corylus avellana
Lineage: Eukaryota; Viridiplantae; Streptophyta; Magnoliopsida; Fagales; Betulaceae
Gene: RBL5
Product: RHOMBOID-like protein 5
Biological process (GO): proteolysis
Cellular component (GO): membrane
Molecular function (GO): serine-type endopeptidase activity
Source: RefSeq, a predicted model, not a curated record
AUGGGGAAGCGGCCUCCACCGCCGUGUGACAUUGAGUGUGGACCUCUCAAAGCUCGGCCACCACCACCGCCGGCACCAUAUUUUCACCCUCCAGCCCCUGAGCCAUGGUUCUCCUGGCUCGUACCCCUCAUUUUUGCGGCUAAUUUCACCAUCUUCGCGUACACCAUGUACGUGAAUGAUUGCCCAGCCCACACCGGAGAGGACAGGUGUCUGUUGGGCACAUACUUGGGUAGAUUUUCUUUCCAACCCUUGAGAGAGAACCCGCUCCUUGGCCCUUCCACCACCACGCUGAUACAACUAGGGGGGCUUGAAAAGAAAUUAGUGGUGGAAAAAGAUGAAGGAUGGCGCCUCUUGUCUUGCAUGUGGCUUCACGUUGGAGUUGUCCAUUUAAUUGCUAACAUGUUGAGCCUUCUGUUCAUAGGAAUCCGGCUUGAGCAGGAAUUUGGAUUUGUGAGGAUCGGAGUCUUGUACCUGCUUUCUGGUUUUGGUGGAAGCUUGUUAUCUGCUCUUAAUUCUAAAUCAUCAAUAUCAGUGGGUGCAUCUGGUGCACUUUUCGGGCUAUUGGGAGCCAUGCUUUCUGAGCUUCUCACUAACUGGACAAUCUAUGCAAACAAGUGUGCAGCACUUGUAACUCUGGUAGUGAUAAUUGCCUUAAAUCUGGCGGUGGGGUUUCUUCCUCGUGUGGACAAUUCAGCUCACAUUGGAGGAUUUGUGUCAGGAUUUCUACUUGGCUUCAUUCUUUUAGUCCGUCCUCAAUUUGGAUUUGUAAGCCGCAAAUACAUUCCUCCUGGGUAUGAUAUCAAGCGUAUUCCCAGGCACAAGUGGUAUCAGUACCUUUUCUGGAUUUCAGCUUUACUCCUCUUGAUUGUUGGGUAUGGAUAUUGCUGUGUUAUGCUGUUUAAGGGUGGGACGAUGACGUAUAGUUUGUCUUUAUAGAUCGAGCAUCCAUCAGACGUUGAAUGCUUCUGUGAAUCUAAUUGUUGUAUCCAUCGAUCGAUCACCACAAAUGUUUGAAUAUCAGAUGAUGCAUAUGUAUGUGUUUGUAAUUCAUCUACAGAUCUACUACUGUUUCUGUUUCUUUCUUGGGGGCAUUAUUUAAUAUUUAUCUAUAUUCCCAUGUAAAUGUAGACAUCUUUAUUGAUGUUU